AUGACGAAAGAGUCGGCGCCUGGCUCUCGCUACCAAUUGGGUAGGCUCCGGGAGCCCUCCCUGUUGGAGAGUAUACGUCUGUAUCUGGCAUAUCUACACGAUAAGUCAGCAGACGUAUGCAUUGCGGGCAAAACCAGCGCCAGCAUUAGGUUGCGACUCGCAACCGAAGGGCUCCCCGCGCGAAGGGAAGAACUGCUGAACCUAUACAAGCAGUUCUACCUUUCUACGGCCUUCGGAGGCAGACGCGACUCAGACCUAUACGCACUACGCCUCCAGACCCAGACUGAACGACUCUUACUUACAGAGCGCCCGUGA
Messenger RNA from Acanthoscelides obtectus, 315 nucleotides. Lineage: Eukaryota; Metazoa; Arthropoda; Insecta; Coleoptera; Chrysomelidae. The record is from the annotation of a GenBank genome assembly.